This is a messenger RNA of Rotaria sp. Silwood2, 297 nucleotides long. Lineage: Eukaryota; Metazoa; Rotifera; Eurotatoria; Philodinida; Philodinidae. The record is from the annotation of a GenBank genome assembly.
AUGGACGCAUUUCUUUCCCAACCAACAUCACAUUCUCAUGCUACACAACCUGAUCGUAUUCCGGCUAUUCAAUUAAAGAACGAAAUUAAAGCUCGUGCUGCGACGACAGAUGAAUAUUCCAGCUCAAUUCUUCAUUCGGUCUUACGAACACAUCCUCUAAGUGCUGCUGGUGGACUUCCAAAAAAUGACACACUUAUGCUCACAAUCCGACGACAACGAACUGUUGAAACAGUCGAUGCUGAUGGUCGUUUACCAGCAAAUUUAAGAAAGACAUAUCGCGGUGAAGAUUUCAUCUGA